Molecule: messenger RNA, 5969 nt
Organism: Anoplopoma fimbria (sablefish)
Lineage: Eukaryota; Metazoa; Chordata; Actinopteri; Perciformes; Anoplopomatidae
Gene: kdrl
Product: kinase insert domain receptor like
Exons: 30
Coding region: 313-4245 (1310 amino acids)
Biological process (GO): positive regulation of kinase activity; cell surface receptor protein tyrosine kinase signaling pathway; multicellular organism development
Cellular component (GO): signaling receptor complex
Molecular function (GO): transmembrane receptor protein tyrosine kinase activity; ATP binding
Source: RefSeq, a predicted model, not a curated record
GCCUCGAGGAUACAGCGGUACAUCCGUCUCCUCUUCGCCGGGUCGGGAGUUGGACUCCCCCAGCUGCGCAGGAGAGCUCCCCUGCGAAACGCGCCAUGGGAUCCGGGAGAACCACUGCCGCUUGUUGCAUGCACACCUGAGGGUUUUGUGGAUUUAACAACACGUUUUUUAAAAAGAAAAAGAAGACUCUUUGAUUUACUCGCUUUAAGAAGAGACUUCGUCCAGUCGCUCGGAAUCAUAAGCCUCUGCCAAGGACUCUUAUUACUCUUAUUUCUAACACCACGGUGUGGAUUUCGGUGAAGAGCUGCCAGGAUGGUCUCAUCCGACUGUUUCAGAUUGUUCUUUGUCAUCUUGUGUUGUUCAUCACUCACAAAUGGACAUUUGGAGAGAGAGCACUCGCCUAAGAUUCUGCCCUCUGAAGAUCCCUUCAUUCGACCUAAGGGCGAUGUGUUGAACCUCAUAUGCAGCGGUCCUGGCCCGCUGCGCUGGACACAUCCCAGUCGAUCGAUCCCAUCAAAGGGCGUGAAGGUGGAGCAGUGUGAUUCCAGAUCUCCCUCUCACUCACACUGCAGCAAACUGACAGUCACAAGCUUGAUUGUCAAUGACACAGGGAGCUACAGCUGUAAAUACUCCAAGAAUGGAUUAGAACACAUCACCUCGAUCUACGUCUACGUCAAAGAUCCUGAGCAACCAUUUGUGGAGCCUCAUCCAAAGACACCUGAAGUCUUAUGUUUCUACAGGCAUGAGACCAGCCUCGUGGUUCCUUGCCGGACGUCCUUUCCUGAUACUGUUGUUACACUCACAGCGUUACGACCUUUUCCAGAGAAGGUCAUUAAGGAAAUGGUCUGGAAUCCGAAGGUUGGAUUUAAGAUUCCCUACGAACCCACAACUGAGUACAGUAUGCUCAACUGUAAAACCAUGGUCAACGGUCGUGAGUUCAAGUCAAAGUACAUCCCUAUGAGAUUAACUACUGUUCUUAAUAAUGUGAAGAUCACCCCGGAGCGUGUCAGAGUGUUGGUUGGAGACACCCUCAUGCUCAACUGUACUGGGGAGACAUCCUAUGGUGGAAGAAUCAACUUCACAUGGGAUUUUCCAAAGAAGAGGGAAAAGCAACACUAUGAGAACAAGACGCUAGGCCCCACUGCUGUGGUUAUUGUAAUGAGCAAGGCUUUAAUUUUGCCAAACAUUACCAUGGAGGAUAAGGGGGUGUACCGCUGCAGAGCUGAGCUUGACAUCACGAAACACAAGAACACCUCAGCAAAAGUUAUUGUCUAUGAGCAUCCAUUCCUCAAUGUCUCUUAUAGGUAUGAUCGGCCUAGUACUGUGACUGUUAAGGAAGGUAGAAAGAGGCUUGUGUUUGAGCCCAAGGUCAACGCUCUGCCAUCACCAGACAUGCUAGCAUGGUAUAAAGAUGGGGUCCCUAUCAACAAGAAUUCCACCUGUUACAAGAUGUCUAAUUUCAACUUGAUCAUCAGUGAUGUGCAGCAGAAGCAUGCUGGGGUCUUCACCAUAAGCCUGGGCAACCACGUUAAGGGCUUGUACAGGAAUCUGAGCUACACGCUGGUAGUCGAAGUGAAACCAACUAUUUCAGAAGCAGAGCUUGCCACUGUGGACGUGCAGCCCUACAUGUCCGGCAAACAGCAUCAGCUAACCUGCACUGCUUUUGGGAUACCUUUGCCAAAUAUCACGUGGAUCUGGCAACCGUGUCUAUCAGACCUUGCGUUUAUAAAUUGCACCGCUAACGCCAAACCAGUCCCAGUCAACAUUGAUGACAGGGGAAAUUACUCCCACAACUGGAUUAAGAGCAUAAACGUCAAGCCUGAGCUGGUUAAGGGAAAAAACAAGACUGUGAGCACCCUGGUGAUAGGAGAGGCUAUCAUGUCAGGAAAGUACUCAUGUGUGGCCCAGAAUGAAAAUGGCAACAGCACAAUGACGAUCCCUUUCUACGUUGAUGAUCACCCUGAGGAAAUCACCAUCGAACCUCGGGCAGCCAUCGAGGGGGAUGACGUCACACUGACCUGUCGGGCGGCUCGCUACCUUUACACAGACCUAAAGUGGUUGGAUUCCAGAAAUCAAACGAUCACUUCCGACGUGUCCAGUCUCCAGAUCAGCCACUACUCCAUUUUUCUUUCUCUCCAUCUGCAUAACGUGUCUGAAAUCAGCACUACAGGUUACAAGUGCCAAGCAUACAAGCUCAACAAGAGGGUUGAACUCAAGAGUGCUGCACUUUUUGUGGAUGUGAGAAAAAGGCCCUGGCUGAGUCAAAAUCUGACUAAUCAAGAUGUGAACAGUAGCAGCACCCUGAUGCUGGCCUGCUUUGCUCUGGGAGUUCCUCGUCCAAACAUCACAUGGUACAAAAAUCGGGUUCAGGUGGAGGAAGGACCAGGUAUCACUCUGGGAAAAGACGGGGUUCUGACCAUCGAGAGGGUGAAGAAAGAUGAUGAGGGUCUCUACGAGUGUGAAGCCAGCAAUGUUGAGGGUGUUGCGAAAACAAGUGCUGUUGUUACCGUGUUUGGCGAUGAAGGGAAGCCAAACGUUGAGGUAAUCAUUUUGGUGUGUACGGGAGCUGCAGCAACGUUCCUCUGGCUCAUGCUUAUCCUCUUCAUCCGCAAGUUAAGGAAGCAACCGGCACAGUAUAAGAUGGGCCCCUCUAUCAUCAUUGAUCCUGACGAGUGUCCCCUCGAGGAGCAGAAUGAUCUUCUUCAGUACGACAGCAGUAAAUGGGAGUUUCCUCGUGACCGACUGCGACUAGGCAAAACUCUUGGCCAUGGAGCAUUUGGAAAAGUGGUGGAGGCUUCUGCCUUUGGGAUCGACAAGCUCUCAACCUGCAAGACUGUUGCUGUCAAAAUGUUGAAAGGAGGCGCUACCUCAAAUGAGCGGAAAGCUCUGAUGUCUGAGUUGAAGAUUCUGAUCCACAUUGGCCAUCACCUGAAUGUGGUCAACCUACUAGGAGCCUGCACGAAGCCAGGAGGACCCUUGAUGAUGAUAGUGGAGUACUGCAAAUAUGGCAACUUGUCCAACUAUCUGAGAGGCAAGAGAGAUGACUUUCUCGUCUACAAGAGCCCGGACGGUAAGGUGGUGUCGUCAGGAUCGGGCUGCGAGCUGAGCGAGCUGAUGAAGCGCCGCCUGGAGAGCGUGGCCAGCAACGGAAGCUCAGCCAGCUCUGGCUUCAUCGAAGAUAAGAGCUACUGCGACUCAGAGGAAGAGGAAGAAGAAUCUGAGGAUUUAUAUAAGAAAGUUCUUACGUUGGAAGAUUUGAUUUGCUACAGUUUCCAAGUUGCAAAAGGCAUGGAGUUCUUGGCUUCACGCAAGUGCAUCCAUCGUGAUUUGGCUGCACGAAACAUCCUGCUAUCUGAGAAUAAUGUUGUGAAGAUUUGUGAUUUCGGACUUGCCAGAGACAUCUACAAAGACCCGGAUUAUGUGCGCAAAGGAGAUGCCAGACUGCCGCUCAAGUGGAUGGCACCUGAGGCCAUUUUUGACAAGGUCUACACGACUCAGAGUGACGUUUGGUCCUUUGGUGUUCUCAUGUGGGAGAUCUUCUCUCUAGGUGCCUCCCCGUACCCUGGCGUCCAAAUUGAUGAAGAAUUUUGCUGCAGGCUGAAGGAGGGGACCAGGAUGAGAGCACCAGAAUACUCGUCCUCUGAAAUAUAUCAGACCAUGUUGGACUGCUGGCAGGGGGAGCCACAGGAGCGACCGACCUUCAUUGAGCUGGUGGGACAGCUGGGAGAUCUGCUUCAGGCCAGCGUGCAAGAGGAGGGGAAGCACUACAUACCCAUCAACACUGCCCUGCUGGGGAAGAUGGGAGACCCGUCCUCCACGGUGCUGUCAGAGGAGACACCCACACGACCCGUCUCCCACCGCGACUCAGGGAGCACCUGGAACAUCAAGAUCCGUCCUGCUAGUGUGAAAACCUUUGACGAGGUUACGAUGGAGGAUGGGACAAAUGAGAACCACGAGGGCGGUCAUUCAGACAGCGGGAUGGGCCUAUCGUCUGACAACAUGGAGACUCUGAAGCGCCUAGAAUCACUGGCAGGCCGACCGCUGAGCAUCAUGGCUCUAGCGAUGAAGGCGGUGAGUAAGAGCAAAGAGUCUGUGCUGACUGACUCAGAGAAGGAGAAGUUCCCCCCCAUGGUGAACUCUCUGGACUUCAGUCUGGAUGACUCGGCCCUGGACGCCGGUCUGGAGUGUCACAGCCCGCCGCCUGACUACAAUUACGUGGUGCGCUACUCCACCCCGCCAGUGUAAGCUCCUGCUCCGACCCCGGAGAAUCUGACCGACAGCCUGGAGGCCUUCGCCUUUGUCCUGCUCUGUUUUGACUCUUAUCUCUGGACUGUAGCAAAAGUUUGACAGGAAAAACACAUGAGAUUCCCUCUUAAAGUGUUUAGACAGGACGCUCUGAAACGAACCCAUGAAUCUACCCGACUGUAACUUCCAACUUCCAGGGCAUCUGCCAAGCAACAAAAGGAAACCUGUAGACUGUUGAUUCCUUUUCAGUUUUUCAGAAGCAGGCUGACGUUAAUGCUGCCGGUCCAUUCCACAUUCACUGUGAUAUGUCAAACAGCUGGAAACAGCCUCAGGUAUUUCUUUCAUCUACUGUGAAAUGAACCACAAUGACUCCCACUUUACUACAGAUCUGAUCAAACUACAGAAAAGAGAAAGAGAGGAUAGCUCAGGCUUUUCAAGUUUAUAUUGAAAUACUUUACACUUUUUAAUUGUAUUCAAAAAGUGAAAACUGGAAAGUAAUUUGGGAACAAAAAUAUUUUUAUAAUGUAGCUACAUCCACUCAUAUUCGGAUUUUCUCAAGGCAAAAGCAGAUGGACAACAACAUACCAUUGAUUAUUAAAUAUGGAAAAGUAUCUUAUUUGAGGUGUCAUUGCUCCUUUAGUUCCUUUAAAAUAUCAGCUCAACUAUCUCAGGUCGACCCAGAGAAACUCUGGGUUUCUUGUAAAAUCAAAGGUUAAUGGAGGAAACAGGGUAGAGAUGAGAGUGAGAGCAGGUGGCUUCAGAUUAAACAUUAAAGACUUACUGUAAAUGAAGAUACUCCUCCCGCCCCAAUCUGGUGUCAAAGAAACUCAAACGUGUUAUUCCUGAAACUGAAAAUCUGAUUCUCUGUGUGUGUAUUUAUUCAGAUAGUGAACACUGUCACUUAGUUUAUUCAUUUAGAUUCAUAGUUAAAAGUUAACCAAAGGAUUUUCCAUCUGUCUUCCUCAUAUCAACACGUAAUACCCCAACACUUCACUCCAGAUGUUUAUGCUGUUUGUGCUGCUGUAUUCACUCAUAGUAAAGCUAGUCUCGUGUUAGUAAAGCUUGCAGGGCAGGCUACUAAAACUCUACAUGUGUGAAGUGAGCUCUAGUUUUCUCUCAUUUACUGUUGUAUUAUUAACAUGUAAAAUCAAGCUUUUUCUUUCUAAUACGGCAUGUAUUGAAAGUACUGUGGACCAAACACAUCCUGUAGAAAUGCAGCUCGCUCGUGCUCGUUGACCACUAAAGAAAACAGUGUUUGUCUGUGAGUAAACUGUAAACUGUAAAGUCGAUAUUUUGAACCCAUGGGUAUUUCCAAAUCCAAUUUAUUGUGUUUUUGUGGAGAGGAAGUGAUUAUGCACUGAUACUUUAUAUCAAGUAUAAUUUUUGUAUUCUAAAGGUAUAUUAUUGUGAAACAGUGUUGAGGGUCACAUGUUACAAAGAUUUCCAAUUUAUUUUUCGUUUUUUAUUUAACUCCUAACUCUAGUGCCUAGUAGGAAACUAACAUUUGCAGUAUUUUUUUAUAUUAUGUUCACUUGUAGUAUUUCUGUCUUAAAUUUCAUGCUUGUUCUAUCAUUUUAUCAUCAAUAACACUCAAGGGAUAUUAUUGCAUUUCUUCAUUCAUAACCAUGAGUAAUAAACCUCCUAUCUUUUUCUGUUAGUUUUGAUGAAAGUAAUGUUCCCAAACACUGUUAUCUGAGCAUAUGAAGUAAAUAAAUGAAUAAAGA